Messenger RNA from Ciona intestinalis (vase tunicate), 1664 nucleotides. Its product is annotated as mRNA export factor RAE1. Gene Ontology annotation, molecular function: protein binding. The record is from RefSeq and is a predicted model, not a curated record. NCBI's taxonomy places the organism in Eukaryota, Metazoa, Chordata, Ascidiacea, Phlebobranchia, Cionidae.
UACUCCCGGAAACCCCCUGCUAUUGCAAAUACAAUUUUUGUAGCGUGUUAUGUGAAUGUACUUAUUUAGCAUUAAUAUACAUAUACUAUAAGCGUCAAAGGGUUGUAUAACUUGAGUGGUAAUUACUGCUUUGCAAUGUCGGUAUUCGGAAAUACCAGUUCAUCGUUUUCGUUCGGGGCCUCGAACACGACCACCAACCAUAACCCUAUGAAAGAUAUUGAAGUAACUUCUCCACCAGACGACAGUAUAAGUUGUCUUGAAUUCAGUCCCGCUACCUUGCCUGGGAACUUCCUUAUAGCAGGUUCAUGGGCUAACGACAUACGAUGCUGGCAGAUUGAGGAUAAUGGCCAAACUGUCCCGAAAGCUCAACAAAUGCAUCAAGGGCCAGUUCUGGAUGUUUCCUGGAGUGACGACGGCACAAAAGUUUUCACGGCUUCUGCUGAUAAAACUGCGAAAAUGUGGGAUCUUGCGGCAAACCAAGCCACCCAAGUUGCUCAGCACGAUGCUCCCAUAAAAACUUGUCAUUGGAUUAAAAGUCCGAACUACUCAUGCCUUAUGACGGGGAGUUGGGACAAGACUGUGAAAUUUUGGGACACUCGUUCAUCCUCUCCAAUGAAAGCAAUAACUCUAAACGAGCGCGUUUAUUGCGCUGAUGUUGUCUACCCAAUGGCAAUGGUAAGCUGCGCAGAUAAAAAGUUGGUCUGUUUAAAACUUGAAAGCGAGCCUCAAGAAUACCAGAAGUUUGACUCACCGCUAAAGUACCAGCAUCGCUGUAUUAGUAUUUUCAAGAACAAAAUGCAGUCUUCCCCUGUCGGGUUUGCACUUGGUAGUAUAGAAGGGAGGGUAGCCAUCCACUACAUACAGCCCAGCAGCCCGCGUGAUAACUUCACCUUCAAAUGCCACCGUUCAACCCCCACACAACCACAGGAGAUUCACGUCGUCAAUUCAAUCGCGUUCCACCCAACAUUUGGCACGCUUGCUACAGUUGGCUCAGACGGGAAAUACAGUUUCUGGGACAAAGAUGCGAGAACAAAACUCAAAGGUUCAGAACAGCUCCCCCAGUCUAUAUCAGCGUGUGCCAUCAGUCAUAAUGGGAAUAUUUUCGCAUAUGCGUCAAGUUACGACUGGUCAAAAGGACAUGAGCAUUAUAACCCUCAACAGAAGAACUACAUCUUCUUGAAGAACUGUGCGGAGGACAUGAAACCAAGAGCAAAAAAAUGAACUUAAAAAAAUCAUCAUUUUAAGUAACCAAUUAAAAUACCAGUUAAACAGGUCACACUCUGAACUAUAGCUGUUCUCCAGAAGGAAUUUCAAAUUUUCCACAAAAACACUUUUGUGUAACUAUCAUUAAUAUGUUGUGAUAUAGUUUUUGAUUUUUGUAUCAAAGUAACUUUGAUAUUGCCCAUAAACAAACUUCAGUUGACUACAACAUGUUAUAUUGUUUAACUAAACUAACUGUUAGUUAAAAUGAUAUGUAAAAAUGUCUGACUCCAAAAAAAGUCAUGUCGGAAAAAUGCUUAAAAAAAUUUUGAAAAAUGUCGGACUUGUUUUGUUUAUCGGACUUGUUUUGUUCCUAAGCAUGAUUUUUUAGGAAUUCAAAAGUUAUCACUUUAUUUGUAAGCAUUAACUGCCGUAUAAUUGUAUCACACAUCCUUGUUUCUUAG